UCCUCCUAGAGAGAGAAAACAUCAGGCAUAGGUAAUUGGAAGGUUGUAAGAGAGAGAAAGGAAAUUUUGGUCUUUUUUGUGUGUUCCAAUGGUUCAACUGGGAACCCAAAGCAGGGUUGUGAGAAGAAAGAAAAAUUUAAUCUUUUUCUGAUGGGUUGUCCUGAGCCUAUGAUCUUGUGAGAACCCAGAAAGCGAUCUUUGAUGCGCUCAUAGGAUUGGCCGAUUCAACCCCAAACGUCUUUGGUGGCCGUUGAUUUCGUUAUUUCAUUGUUUUCCUUUUUUGUUCCCUCCGAGAUAUGAACGGUGGCGAUGAGGUCGUCGCAGCUCCGGCGGGUCCACCGAACCCUCUGGAGUGGAAAUUCUCGCAGGUUUUCGGCGAACGCACGGCCGGUGAAGAGGUUCAGGAAGUUGACAUAAUUUCUGCUAUUGAAUUUGACAAGUCUGGUGAUCAUCUUGCUACUGGUGAUCGUGGUGGUCGAGUUGUUCUAUUUGAGAGGACAGAUACAAAAGAUGCUGGUGGAUCAAGAAGGGAUCGGGAGAGGAUGGACUAUUCUAUUAGUAGGCAUCCUGAGUUCCGUUAUAAAACAGAGUUUCAGAGUCAUGAGCCCGAGUUUGACUAUCUCAAGAGCUUGGAAAUAGAAGAGAAAAUCAACAAAAUCAGAUGGUGCCAAACAGCUAAUGGUGCCCUCUUCCUUCUUUCUACAAAUGAUAAAACCAUAAAAUUUUGGAAGGUUCAAGAAAAGAAAAUCAAGAAAAUUUCUGAGAUGAAUGUUGACCCUUCAAAAGCAAUGGGAAAUGGCAGUAUUGGUAGUUCAAGUAGUUCUAGGGCAUAUCUUGCAAAUGGAGGAGCUCCAGAUAGAUCACACAAUAACCUAAGCAAUGACUACUCAUUUCCACCAGGAGGCAUUCCAUCACUAAAGUUACCUGUGGUAAGUAGCCAGGAGACGAGUUUAUUGGCUCGGUGCCGCAGAGUAUAUGCCCAUGCUCAUGAUUAUCAUAUCAAUUCUAUUUCAAAUAACAGUGAUGGCGAAACUUUCAUAUCAGCCGAUGAUUUGCGUAUAAAUCUUUGGAAUCUGGAAAUUAGCAAUCAAAGUUUUAAUAUUGUCGAUGUAAAGCCUGCAAAUAUGGAGGAUCUGACAGAGGUAAUAACAUCAGCAGAAUUCCACCCUACACAUUGUAAUACGUUGGCAUACAGCAGUUCAAAGGGUUCAAUCCGCCUAGUUGACUUGCGGCAAUCAGCAUUAUGUGAUUCGCAUACCAAAUUGUUUGAGGAACAGGAGGCCCCUGGGUCCAGAUCAUUUUUCACGGAGAUUAUUGCUUCUAUCUCAGACAUAAAAUUUGGGAAGGAUGGAAGAUACAUACUUAGCCGUGAUUAUAUGACUCUAAAGCUAUGGGACAUAAAUAUGGAUUCAGGCCCGGUUGCAACUUUCCAGGUUCACGAGUAUUUAAGACCUAAGCUUUGUGAUCUAUAUGAAAAUGAUUCAAUUUUUGACAAGUUCGAGUGUUGUCUGAGCGGUGACGGGUUGCGUAUUGCUACUGGCUCUUACAGCAACUUAUUCCGUGUGUUCGGUUGUGCCCUGGGAAGUGCCGAGGCUACAACUUUGGAAGCCAGUAAAAAUCCAAUGAGACGACAAGUUCCAACCUCUACACCAAGGCAAAGAUCCCUCGGAAACAGUAUAACAAGAGUUGUAAGACGAGGUACAGAAGCCCCAGGUGUUGACGCGAAUGGGAAUUCUUUUGAUUUCACAACAAAGUUGCUGCACUUGGCAUGGCAUCCGACUGAGAAUUCAAUCGCUUGCGCGGCCGCAAAUAGCUUGUACAUGUACUAUGCGUAAAGGAAGACAAAACGAUGAAAGAGGACAUGACAUGACGUGUAUUUUGCAUGGUUAAAUUGCUGUGGAGAAGGCUGCUUCUUUUCCCUUGUUACCUUACCUACCAACCACACUGGGUUGGAGGCUAUAUUACAUUAACAACUCUCACACACACUAGAAAAAAAAGUCAAAAGUGCCCUUCAGAGCCUGUUUUGGAAAAUGAUGCAGAAGUGGCUGUUUCUGAAUUCCCCAGGGGUAGGCACAGACCUUAUUUUUGUUCUCCUUCCAACCCUAAUAUUCUUUUCUCCCCCUUUAUUUCUCUGUAUCUUCUUCUGAAAGAGAAGGUGCAAAUCAAUGUUUCAAAUUGUGUUAUGGCUUGCAAGUGAAGAAGAAAAAUGUCAUUGUAGCUCUCCUGCAACAGAUACUAAAGGAUGUUCAAUAUCUGCCAUUAGGAUCAAGAUUGAAAAAAAAAUGUAGCUUUUCUUUUCUUUUCUUUUCUUUUUUUCCUUUUGCCCAGAUCUCUCUGUGGAAUGGAGCAGUUGAAACCUGCAGUGCAUCAUUUUUUCAUUGAUUAUUUUUGUGCUGGAAUUUAAUUUGACA
This is a messenger RNA of Arachis stenosperma, 2411 nucleotides long. RefSeq names its product serine/threonine protein phosphatase 2A 55 kDa regulatory subunit B beta isoform-like. Gene Ontology annotation, biological process: peptidyl-serine dephosphorylation. Lineage: Eukaryota; Viridiplantae; Streptophyta; Magnoliopsida; Fabales; Fabaceae. Gene Ontology annotation, molecular function: protein binding; protein phosphatase regulator activity. The coding region runs from base 297 to 1835 and encodes 512 amino acids. Gene Ontology annotation, cellular component: protein phosphatase type 2A complex; cytosol. The record is from RefSeq and is a predicted model, not a curated record. The transcript has 14 exons.